GCUGUGCUGCGUGUGCACAGACGUCUGCAUUCCACUCUGUCACUGAAAUCCUGAUUCCUGCGUGAGGUUGCAAAAGCACGCUCUGCCAGGUUGCCAGCUCGUGUUCUGGAGCAAACAGUUCCCCACUCAAGUCCUGCAGCUCGUUUUCACCCCGGUCAGAGCGGCUGUGCGAGCCUUCUCGUCACCUCCGUGCGUGACUGCUGACAGGAAGAUUACAAACCUUCACAACAAAAAAAGCCGCUUCCUGCCGCUUCUUGUGAGGCGUGCGAGGAUUGCACUGUGUUUGUGCUCUGCUGAGGUCGAUCAACCCACAGCGUGGUCAUCAGCUUUGGCAUACACCACCACAACUCUCUUGCGAUGUUCAAAAAAUUCACCCAUGAGGAGGUUUCGGGGCAGAACCAAGUGAAAUCCUCAGUGCAGAGGAAGAUCCGGCAGAGUAUCGCCGAUCAGUAUCCUCUGCUCGAGCCUGUCUUAGACGAUCUUCUUCCAAAAAAGGAGCCUCUGAUCGUUGCUAAGUGUCAGAACCACCUAAACCUCGUCGUCAUCAACAACGUUCCCCUCUUCUUCAACAUCCGGGAUGGCCCUUACAUGCCAACACUCCGCUUACUGCACCAGUAUCCGACGGUCAUGAAACGGGUGCGGGUCGACCGGGGCGCUAUCAAGUUCGUGCUAUCCGGAGCGAACAUCAUGUGUCCUGGUCUCACGUCAAAAGGCGGCGCGCUAGAAGACGAAGUGGAUGCAGAACAACCGGUGGCAAUUCACGCAGAGGGGAAAGAGCUUGCGCUUGCGAUCGGCAUGACAAAAAUGUCGACGGGGGAUAUAGCGAAAAUAAACAAGGGAAUUGGGGUCGACAAUAUUCACUAUCUAAACGACGGCCUUUGGAAGACGCUACAUCUAGAUUGAACCUUUCCUCGAGGAGCCUUGUCGACUUGAUAGGCCUUGUAUAUUUGACCAUCUACCUAGUGACGAAGCAGAAGCAGCUUCUGUAACGCCUGACACCGAUUGAGCUAGAGCUGAAGAAUUCCUGAGGUGCGGCAGGUGCCUUAUGUCUGCAUGGACGCACUUCAGUCGUCGAUGAUGGCCGCAGAAGUCAUGCAACAACUCGGAUGCCAAGG
Molecule: messenger RNA, 1115 nt
Organism: Klebsormidium nitens
Lineage: Eukaryota; Viridiplantae; Streptophyta; Klebsormidiophyceae; Klebsormidiales; Klebsormidiaceae
Source: the annotation of a GenBank genome assembly